Messenger RNA from Rana temporaria (common frog), 1352 nucleotides. It is a transcript of the gene EXOSC6, whose product is annotated as exosome component 6. Bases 25 to 777 code for a protein of 250 amino acids. The record is from RefSeq and is a predicted model, not a curated record. NCBI's taxonomy places the organism in Eukaryota, Metazoa, Chordata, Amphibia, Anura, Ranidae. The transcript is spliced from 2 exons. Gene Ontology annotation, biological process: rRNA catabolic process; poly(A)-dependent snoRNA 3'-end processing; U4 snRNA 3'-end processing. Gene Ontology annotation, cellular component: cytoplasmic exosome (RNase complex); nuclear exosome (RNase complex); nucleolus.
AGGCUCCCCGUGCUGUGUGUGGAAAUGCCUGGAGAUAGUCGGCGGGUGCGGGGCCCGGAAGAAGGCUCUCAGAGCCCGGCGCUGUACGCUGUGAAGGAGGAAGGGAAGGCGCUCCGGGUGGGUCGGGGCCCGGCGGAGCAGCGCGGGGUCUAUGUACGGGCCGGGUUCCUGAGUCAGGCGGCGGGCUCGGCCUAUGUGGAGGUGGCGAAUGGCAGUAAGGUGGUGAGCGGAGUGUGGUGGGGGGCUGGUGAAGGCAGGCUGAACUGUGACCUGCGCUGGGCCCGCUUCUCCUCCCCCAUAGCGGCCACACAGCGGAGGGGUGGCGGGGCGCUUCUCCUGGAGCAGAGUCUGGAGGCCGCGGUGAGGAUGGAGCGAUACCCCCGGGCCGAGCUCAUGGUGUCCGUACUGGUACUGGAGGAGCGGGGCUCCGCACUGCCUCUGGCCAUCACCUGUGCCGCUCUGGCCCUUGCCGAUGCCGGCAUAGAGAUGUACGACCUGGUGGUCGGUGCUGCCGCCUGCCGGAGAGACACCGGGGACAUCCUGCUGGACCCCACCGAGGGCGAAGAGGAGUCCGCCGCCAACAUGUGCCUCGCUAUCAUGCCCACCCUCAACCAGGUGUCAGGCCUCCUCUGCACUGGGGAAUGGGAAGGAGACAGCUCAGUGGAAGCCAUGAAGCUUUGUAUGGAGGGAUGUCAGCGUCUCUACCCUGUGCUACAGCAAAGCCUCCUCAAAUCUACGAAGAAAAAAGUCCCUGCACCAGUGCCCGAGGCCAGCUAACCAAGCUGAAAUCAAGCCUCAUCAACAACCUCAGGUGCUGGUCUUUGGCUCCUUACAUCAUCACAGCACUAGGACUGAGCUCUGAAUAAUGUGACCUUACCAGAAUCCAGACUGAUGUCAGGAAAUGAACCAUUAACAUGUCCAGCUUACUAUACAGAACAUUUAAUGGCUGGUGGGGAUGCUACUAUGGAUUUGCCAGUCCUGAAUGACAUCAGUUCUAAAUGUUCAGCUAUCUGUUAAGAUACUUGAUCUUCUGAGUAGCUUCUAGCACCACAUGUGGUACAUCUUGUCCUCAGGAUCAAGGUCAUACAAUUUGUAACAUACUGGCUGUGGUGAGCAUGGGUCAGUGUACACAAUAUAACCCAGUCUGUGAAUGUUCUGAUGUAGCUCCAGCUUUUGAGGAGUUGGUAGGGACAUGUGAGAAGGAGACUUCUGCGGUCACUCAUUCUAUUGCUGACCCCAUCCUGUCCUUUCUCGCUGCUAAUCUGAUUUCUGUGAAAUUGUUUUUCAGUAGGUAAGCGAGAAAUGUUUACCAACUGACAAGGGCAUCCAGAAUUAAAUGUUUAUUUUCCUUA